This is a messenger RNA of Emiliania huxleyi CCMP1516, 438 nucleotides long. RefSeq lists its product as hypothetical. Gene Ontology annotation, cellular component: proteasome core complex; HslUV protease complex. NCBI's taxonomy places the organism in Eukaryota, Haptophyta, Isochrysidales, Noelaerhabdaceae. The record is from RefSeq and is a predicted model, not a curated record. The transcript is spliced from 4 exons. The annotation marks the transcript as partial. Gene Ontology annotation, molecular function: threonine-type endopeptidase activity.
AUCAUCGGCGACGGCCAGGUCUCGCUCGGCUCGCAGAUCAUCAAGCCGAAUGCGAGAAAGGUGCGCAAGCUGAAGGACGGCGUGAUGGCGGGCUUCGCGGGUGCGACGGCCGACGCGAUGACGCUGUUUGAGCGCCUCGAGAUGAAGCUCUCCGAGCACCCCGAGACGAUGCGCGCCUGCGUCGAGAUGGCAAAGGCGUGGAGGAUGGACAACAGGUACUUGCGGCGGCUCGAGGCGGUGAUGAUCGUGGUGGACGAGGCGGGUACCAACGUCCAGCUCACCGGGACUGGAGACGUGCUUGAGUCGCAGGACGGGAUCAUCGGCAUCGGGUCAGGCGGCGCCUUUGCGACGGCGGCGGCGCGUGCGCUGAUCGACGUCGACGGACUCGACGCCUGCGCCAUCGGCAGAAAGGCGAUGGGGAUCGCAUCCGACAUGUGC